Messenger RNA from Daldinia decipiens, 2397 nucleotides. RefSeq lists its product as uncharacterized. Gene Ontology annotation, molecular function: protein binding. NCBI's taxonomy places the organism in Eukaryota, Fungi, Ascomycota, Sordariomycetes, Xylariales, Hypoxylaceae. The transcript has 5 exons. Gene Ontology annotation, cellular component: cytoplasm. Bases 1 to 2397 code for a protein of 798 amino acids. The record is from RefSeq and is a predicted model, not a curated record.
AUGGCGGCCGCAGACCACUUCAGCCGGAACGACGAUGAAGUCAUUAUCGUCACAUUAGUCUGCCGACCUCAUGGUUCUCAUGUGUCUGCCUUCCCCAAACGUCAGUUUGUCCUUAGCAGCCAGAACCCAUCUAUCCGAAUCGGCCGAGCCUCCAAGGUUCCUACAAAGGGUUUCGUUGCCUCUAUAGAUAACGCCUGGUUUGAUAGUCCUGUCAUGUCGCGGAAUCAUGCAGAACUCGUCCUCGACCUGGACAGCAUCCCCAAGUCGGUGAUCAUCAAAGAUAUCGGAUCACUUCACGGCACCUUCCAUGUACCCCACGACGGAGUUGGGAAGGAGAUGAGACUCGAACAACAGCGGCCUGUCAGGCUGUCAAACGGCGACUCCCUCCGUUUUGGAACCGACAUAUUCAGGGCCAAGGAAACAUUUCCGCCGUAUUCUGUCGAGUUUUAUAUGAUAGGACAGGAACAUGAGUCGCGCAGUCAGGAUAUACCGACUACUAAUCAGUCUCCCAACCGAACCUUUACUAUUCCAUAUGACGACCUCGAUGAUGAAGACGAUGACGAUGAUAGCGUGAUCGAGACAUGUAUGCCGCCCUCGCGAAAAACCAACGUUCAACGUGGCAUCUCUAUUGAUCUUACCCAAGAUGAAGACGACUCGGAUGAGGACCAUAACGUUGUUUCCAGCGCCACGGCCCUGAACCACUUUAACUCGGAUAUUAUUGAUCUGACAUCGGAGCCUGAUGAACAUUCGGACCAUGAAAUUCAUGCUCGGAGUCCUAGCCAUUCUUCCGCAUCCGUCACAGUAGAAGCACCAGCGAUCCCGGCACUAGUAGCUGCAUUUGCUGCUUGUAACUCCGAGUCGCUAGCAGGUAUGGACCAGUCUGAGAAACCUAUGGUGUUUGAUGUUGAGCCCGAUGCAUCCUCCGAUCAUGACUCUAGCUUCCCACAAGAUGAGGAAAUGACCAGCGAGGAUAUCCAUUUAACUGAUUCCGAAGAUGGUUCAAUUCUUAUCAGAGGGGACGACAUGAGUAGCAUGGACGGAGAUUCCGACGGUGACGACUCGCCUGCUUCUGUAUUUAAUGAUGACGUAGUCCGAUCUGAUAGCUGGGGGAGUGACAACGAAAGUAUCUUGCCAUACUCGGAGUCUGAUGAUGAUAGUUCCUCAUCGGACGAUGAGAUGAUGGAUCCAUUAUCCAACUCGAGCUCACCAGCGCCCAGUUCGUCUCCCUUCUCAUCACCUAACCCACCACUCCCGAACGGGUUACCCAACACAGAUGCCUUUGCCGAAUCGUCUAAUACAGAUGACCUCUUUGUGGCUCCAUUCUUAUUUACUACCUCUACGCAACAAGGGGCAUCGGUUGUCCAACCGAGAGAACCAAGCCCAUCUGAUGCUGCUAUGUUCAAGAGUCAUCCCGUGCUUGACCGAACUGCAAGUAUUUCUAGGGCACAGGUUUUAGGCGAGAAAUCGGGCAAGCACGCAUUUUUCGCGGCUAGGGAGAGUAAUCGAAUGAAUCAUUUGGAUUGGAAUUCUCCACCGCCUGUGUCUGCUAUCCGAGAAACCUUGGGUGCUGAUGCUGAUCAGCAUGUUACCGGCGUAGAAUCUGAUCAUGCUUCUCACCCAGCUUUGCCAGUAGUUCGAGUUGAUAACGACCAAAAGGGUUCAACAGGAGGAGCUGCUGACGUUAACAAUGUGCCCGAACUUGCCCCCAGCGGUCCCACGACCAUCCUCAGUGAAGAGCCAAUUCCAGACUCUACAUGGCAGCCAUGGUCAGUAUCUGGGGAGCGAUUCCUCAACCAUCCUCGAAUUGAGGAGCUCCCUUCAAAUUCCGAACGGCCUCAAAGUCCUGAGCUUGAUAUGACUAGCGCAUAUACUUUUCAACUAAGCAAGAUUGCCAGUGAGAGCAGCGCUAGCUUUUCAAGCAAACCCAGGCGCGUCGAGAUUCAAGAUCUACUUACGCAGGAACCGAACGGGGAUAACAACACAUAUGAAGACCCCCUUCCGCACAUUUUUAGCGCGGCAUCCUCUGCUCCACUGCCAACUAGUGAAUCCGUACCGGAACCUAGCCUGAAGCGUUCCUUUGAAGAUGCCUUUAGCGAUGAUGAAGACGUAAUUGGAUCGAAUGAAGAAUGUAUCUCUCAGGAGAACGACAAAUCCAAGUCUAUGUUGCCGGGCAAGCGAAAUCGGACUGGCUCAGUGACCAACGUUGAGUCAACCAAAGCUACUGCUCCCGAGACCCAUGAACAAGGCGGCAUUGAAGCUCAGCCUGCUACUAUUCCUGCGCGGCAAGACAGCAUCCAGCCGUCGAAGCGACGCCGCUUUGCCCAGGCAGCGGCCUAUGUUGCCCUCGGCGGUGCAGCUGCAUUCACUUACAUGGUCUCUACUGCGCCUGUCCUCUAA